Messenger RNA from Ectocarpus siliculosus, 1632 nucleotides. NCBI's taxonomy places the organism in Eukaryota, Phaeophyceae, Ectocarpales, Ectocarpaceae. The record is from the annotation of a GenBank genome assembly.
AUGGCGGACCCUGCCGCCAUGGGAAUGAUGCAUCAGCACAUGCCGCCGCACAUGGCCGUCGGGGGUUUCCAAAAUGGCUUUGGUGGGGGCGGUGGCGGCGGGGGGGGGUCCGCGCAGCGCGGGGGGUACGGCAGGAGAGGCAGGGGUGGCGGUGGGGGGGGGCGUGGGGGUUACAAGGGGCGAGGGGGCAACGGGAGGUUCGCGGGGAACAACGGCGGGCGCGGUGGUGGGAUGCAGGCGUUCGGCGGCAACGGGGGUGGCAUGUUCAACCCUUACGUGGCGGCACAGCAGCAGGCAAUGAUGCAGCAGGCGUUCAUGAUGCCGAUGCCCGUACAGCUCCCGGCGCACGUCUCGCUCAUCAACGCUCCGUCCUUUGAUCCCGAAGCAGCGGCGGUCGAGGGUACCCGGUUUUUCGUGAUGAAAACUUUCUCGGAAGAUGACAUUCACCGCUCCGUUAAGCUCUCGGUGUGGUCUGGCGGGGAAGCGACCAACAGGCGCCUCGACGCCGCCUUCAAGGGUAUCAAGCCCAAGGACAGCGGCAAGGGAGGAGACAAGUCCUCCAAGGAUUCCGGAGAUGCCGCGGGCAAGGACACCACCGCCUCGUCGUCCAAGAAGAAGGGCAAAAAGAAGGGGGGCGGGGGCAAGACGGCCGGAGAGGACAAGAAGGCCGGCGGCGGCGGCGGCAGUGACGAGAAGGCGGCUGCAGCGGAGGGGAGCGAGGGCGCCACCACUGCCGCCGCCGUCGGCGACAAAUCCUCUUCGAGUGCCGACGCCGGGGCCGGCAAGGGCGGGACGGCGUCGGAGUCGGCUGCGGCGGGGGCCGGCAAGGAGUCUCCCGUGGCGGAGGAGGGUGCCUCGGACGCCGGCGCUAAGGACGACGUGACCGACGAUGCCGCGGACGCUAGUGCUAGUGCUAGUGUGGAGAAGCCUGCUGCUACGUCGGGUGAUGUCAAGGAGGAUAGCGCCGCCGCCGCCGCCGCCGCCGCCGGGGACGCGAAGAAGGAAGAUGGUGGAGCGGCAGCCGCGGAAGGCGGGGAGAGCGGCGGCAAGCCGGACGGGAAAGAGAAGGCCUCCUCGGCAACAACUGGGAAGUCUGCUGCUUCCAAGGAGAAGGAGAGCAGUAGCGGCGGCGGUAAGAAGGCGACUGGGGGCACCGUCGCGACAAGCGGCAAGGGCGGCAAGGGGGCCGGGCGCGGCAACAAGAAGGCCCCGCCGGUGUUCUUGUUCUUUUCGGUGUACCAGUCGGCCCAGUUCUGCGGAGCCGCGCAGCUGUGCGGUCCUCUGGACCACCAGGGAAAGAAGGUUAAGGGCCGCGCACACGACCGCUGGCGGUCACGCUUCCCCGUGAAGUGGGUAUUCGCCAAGGACCUACCCAACCAACAGCUCAAGCACAUCACGCUCCCGAACAACAAGCCAGUGGCAGCGGCGAAGGAUUCCCAGGAGGUGCCGUUUGAGCAGGGUUUGCAGAUGCUGAAGGCGUUCCACGAACACACGCACGUAACGUCGAUCGUAGACGACUACGCCUUUUACGAGAACAGGGCUCUGCAGCACCAGCACCGGCCGAAGCACCAGCACCAGCAGCACGGCAGCAGCAACCACCCGGCCAACCAGUACGGUUCUUUAUCGACGUAG